AUGCUUAGUGCCCGUAACCCAGACGCCGUGGCAUUCUGUCGGGUGAUCAUCCUCCACAAAAAUAUCCUCGCGGCCGUCGUGCUCACUCAGACCCGAAUGUCCGGACCUGUUUCGGCGGGACAAACCGUACGCUUAGAGUGUCGCAUCCAGAACGAUAAUGUUGGAAUUUACAUGUCCUGGUACCGACAGCGCCGCGGGGAGAGACCAGAGUAUGUGUUAGAACAUUACCCAAGCAAUAAUAUAUAUCAUGGGCCAGGGAUCACAGACCGUUUUCAACCAUCCAGAGACACUUCCAGCAACAGUCAAAUCCUGAGCAUCAGCAGUUUGGGGCUCCUGGAUUUCGCCGUCUAUUACUGUGCAGCGUGGGAGAAUGGGAUUGUCUUCGGUCCAGGCACCAUCCUGGAUAUUAAGAGUAGCGAAUCCCGGCAGCCCUCAGUUCUCCUGCUCCUCCCCUCUCAGGAGGAGACCGGCUCAGGUAGGGCCACUCUCUUCUGUCUGGUGAGUGGUUUUAAGCCGGGCUUGGUAGCGCUACGCUGGAGCGUGGAUGGAUUCGAGACGGAGAGCGGGAUGACGACAGGCGCUGUGCCCCUGGACACCGACCAGACCUACAGGCUGAGCAGUUACCUGCGGGUUCCCGUCGCUGCCUGGAACAAGGGCUCGAGCUAUUCCUGCAGCGUGAGUCACAGCUCGCUGAGCUCGCCGCUGCGCAACACCAUCUCUUCGUCCGCCUGUGCGCAGUGA
Molecule: messenger RNA, 741 nt
Organism: Hypanus sabinus (Atlantic stingray)
Lineage: Eukaryota; Metazoa; Chordata; Chondrichthyes; Myliobatiformes; Dasyatidae
Product: immunoglobulin lambda-1 light chain-like
Exons: 3
Coding region: 1-741 (246 amino acids)
Source: RefSeq, a predicted model, not a curated record